This is a messenger RNA of Protopolystoma xenopodis, 144 nucleotides long. Lineage: Eukaryota; Metazoa; Platyhelminthes; Monogenea; Polystomatidea; Polystomatidae. The record is from the annotation of a GenBank genome assembly.
AUGUCACCUUAUUUGGCAUUUGCAAAUGACUCUGGCUUAGCAGUCGUUGAUGUCGUUCAGCGUACCUGCCUGCUUUCGCUGGCCACAUCGGAUCUCUAUGGUGAGCCGUAUAUUUCUUUAUUCCAUUUAUCGUUUACCUUUUAG